Messenger RNA from Hyaloscypha bicolor E, 477 nucleotides. RefSeq lists its product as uncharacterized. The transcript has a single exon. Lineage: Eukaryota; Fungi; Ascomycota; Leotiomycetes; Helotiales; Hyaloscyphaceae. The record is from RefSeq and is a predicted model, not a curated record. Bases 1 to 477 code for a protein of 158 amino acids.
AUGGUGAACAUCUCCCUGGCCGUUCUCCUCAAAAUCAGAAUGGCAGACUUCCCAAAAGAAGCAGGCCGCGGGAAAACAGCAUUCUUUCAUCAACACUCUCUUAAAGGAGCGUUAUGGCCACGAGGCAAACCGAUUCCAAUGCCAAGAGCUCACGGAUACCUUCAGGCUACAUCAGUUGAAACUCUUGGAUGGGAUUCUAACAACUGGAUUUAUCUCGUCUCCAUUGGAGAAGCGUCGGCCACGCCCUCCAAGAUUUCAUCUUCUGAACGAAACCCAGGGACAGCCUUUCUCCAAGGGAGUACAAAACAAGUAGUUGCACGACUUUCCAAUCCCGAUGCCCAGCUGAAUCAUGGUAUCCGCGUUCAAAACGAAGUUGCUGCAAUCUUCCUCAUGCGAGGCGCUCUCUUAAACUAUGACUCGAGCCUCAUCCCCGAAGGACACAACUGGAACAGCGCAUCGGAGGGAAUGGCUGGAUAA